GGGGCGCGGCCGGAGGCAGCGGAGGGGGAGUCGGGCCCGGGCCACGAGGACUUCAGGCCUCGCAUCGUGCCGUACUACAGAGACCCCAGCAAGCCUUACAAGAAAGUGCUCAGGACUCGCUACAUCCAGACGGAGCUGGGCUUCCACGAGCGGCUGUUUGUGGCCGUGCUGACCUCGCGGGCCACGCUGGGCACGCUGGCGGUGGCGGUGAACAGGACGGUGUCCCAGCACUUCCCGCGGCUGCUCUACUUCACGGGGCUGCGCGGCCCCAAGGUGCCCCACGGGAUGGCGCUGGUGGCCCACGGCGACGAGCGGCCCAUCUGGCUGAUGUACCAGACCGUGCACUACAUCCACCAGCACUUCGGCUCCGACUACGACUGGUUCUACAUCAUGCAGGACGACACGUACACCCAGGCCGAGCAGGUGAAGGCCCUGGUGACGCACCUGAGCAUCAACCAGGAUGUCUACCUGGGCCGGGCCGAGGAGUUCAUCGGUGGGGACGAGCAGGCGCGGUACUGCCACGGCGGCUUCGGGUACCUGCUGUCGCGGAGCCUGCUCCUCAGGCUGCGCCCCCACCUGGACAGCUGCCGCAACGAGAUCCUCAGCGUGCGGCCCGACGAGUGGCUGGGGCGCUGCAUCAUCGACUUCCUCGGCAUCUCCUGCGUCUCCGAGCUCCAGGGCCAGCAUUAUCACACCUAUGAACUGUCCAAAAACACUGAGCCAGAGAAGGAGGAGCAGGAGGAGUUCCAGGCAGCUCUGGCUGUGCACCCUGUUCCUGACAUGACCCUGAUGUACCGGCUGCACAAGCACUUCAGCAGGAUCCAGCUGGACAAAGCCUACCAGGAGAUCCAGGACCUACAGAUGCAGAUCAGGAACCUGACGGCCCUGACCCCUGCAGGCGAGGCAGGCUUGACCUGGCCCGUGGGCAUUAAUGCCCCGUUUCUUCCAAAGUCACGUUUUGAGGUGAUCAGCUGGGACUACUUCACUGAGCAGCAUCUCUUCUCCUGUCCUGAUGGCUCCCCCAAGUGUGAGCUCUCUGGAGCCAGCAAAGCAGACGUGAGUGAGAUCAUGGAGUGGGCUGUGGAGCAACUCAACCAGCAGCAGCAGCCCCUGCUGCGCUUCAGCAAGCGGCAGCUGCUCAACGGCUACCGGCGCUUCGACCCCACACGGGGCAUGGAGUACACGCUGGACCUGCUGCUGGAGGCUGUCACCCAGAAGGGACACAGCCACCUCCUGGCAAAACGAGUCAGCUUGGUGCGGCCCCUAAGCAAGGUGGAGAUUAUUCCCAUGCCCUAUGUGACAGAGGCCACACGGGUGCAGCUGGUGCUUCCCUUGACAGUGCAGGAUCUGGACUUUGUGGCAAACUUUUUGGAUAUGUUUGCUAUGAACACACUGGACACACAUGAUAAUGCUUUGCUGACUCUGCUUUUCAUCUACCAUCCCUAUGAUGCCCAGCGAGUCAGUCAGGUGGAUGUUUUUGCUGGAGUCAAAGCCAUGGUAGGAGAGCUGGAGAAACGCUAUGCAGAGGUUAAAAUUCCCUGGAUUAGUGUUAAAACUGAGGUGCCAUCACAGGUGAAGCUCAUGGAUAUAGUCUCAAAGAAGCACCCGGUGGAUACGCUCUUCUUCUUGGCCAGUGUCUGGACAGAAAUCAACAUGGAGUUCCUGAACCGCUGCCGCAUGAACACCAUCAGCAACUGGCAGGUCUUCUUCCCGGUGCACUUCCAGGAGUUCAACCCUGCCCUGGUGUACCGUGGGGAGCAGACUGCCUCCUCCAGCACUGACUUACUGAGGGAUGGGCACUUCGACAGGCACUCCUUUGCUGAGGCCUGCUUCUACAACUCUGACUACAUGGCAGCACGCACCAAGCUGGCAGCUGAGAUCUUGGACCGAGAUGAGGUGCUGGAGAGCCUGGAGGUGUUUGAUGUCUUCCUGCACUACUCAGGCCUGCAUCUCUUCAGGGCUGUGGAGCCAGGGCUGGUGCAGAAAUACGCCCUGAGGAGCUGCAACCCCCGGCUCAGCGAGGAGCUCUACCACCGCUGUGUGCUCAGCAACCUGGAGGGCCUGGCCUCCCGCUCGCACCUGGCCAUGGCCCUCUUUGAGCAGGAGCAGGCCAACAGCACUUGAGACUGGAAACAGCAAGAGCUUCUCAGCACCUUAACACUUGGCACUUUCCGUCCCCUUCCCAGCCUUGCCAUGGGCGAAGGGCAUGUGAGGUCAAGGGAGGAGGAAGACUUUCCCAGCCCUGCUCUGAGGAACAGGCAUGGGCUAUGGAGAAAGACUGUUCUUGUGGGGUUGUUCGUUUGUUUGUUUUUUUAAAUAAAUAAAACUUUCUUU
Messenger RNA from Chaetura pelagica (chimney swift), 2334 nucleotides. RefSeq names its product chondroitin polymerizing factor 2 (gene CHPF2). The coding region runs from base 286 to 2124 and encodes 612 amino acids. NCBI's taxonomy places the organism in Eukaryota, Metazoa, Chordata, Aves, Apodiformes, Apodidae. The transcript is spliced from 4 exons. Gene Ontology annotation, molecular function: glucuronosyl-N-acetylgalactosaminyl-proteoglycan 4-beta-N-acetylgalactosaminyltransferase activity. Gene Ontology annotation, cellular component: Golgi cisterna membrane. The record is from RefSeq and is a predicted model, not a curated record.